This is a messenger RNA of Gossypium raimondii (Peruvian cotton), 735 nucleotides long. Its product is annotated as protein RALF-like 22. Bases 204 to 575 code for a protein of 123 amino acids. The record is from RefSeq and is a predicted model, not a curated record. Lineage: Eukaryota; Viridiplantae; Streptophyta; Magnoliopsida; Malvales; Malvaceae. The transcript has a single exon.
AAGAAACGUGCAUCCCCGAACGAACGUUCAGUUAUGCGUAAAACAAGUUAAAAAACACAUACAUAAAGCAUAGCCAAAGCCAUAUUAUCCCAUAAUCACUUCUCCAAAAAUAAAACAAUAUAUCCCCCAAAACUUCGUCACCGAAAACCCAAACCUAUCACCCAUUUCUUUGCAUAACUUCCUCACCCCCCCUUUUUUCUCUGAUGAAUCUUCGUCUUUCUUCUGCACUCCUCACCAUCUUUCUAGCCUUAUCGGCGUUGUCAUCGUCUUCCCAUGCCACCGAGAAUUGGAGCCGAUCCAUGUUCUGGAGCAAGCUCCAGGUCCGUGACCGACGUCUCUCCAGUGACCAAAUAUGUCAUGGUCACUCCGGCAAGUGCCUGGAAGAAACCGAUUUGGAUAUACACCGCAGAGAAUUAAGCGCAAGAAAGUACAUUAGCUACGCCGCCUUAAGGAUGAAUGCUGUUCCAUGCAAUCAACCAGGUCGAUCCUACUAUAAUUGUGGCAUUGGUGAAGUUGCUAAUCCAUACAGUAGAGGGUGCAGCGUCUUAACCCGUUGCCGUCGGUUCACUGCUUAAAAUGAAGCAAUUUCUAUUCUAUGCCCAUCAUAAUUUCUCGUACACUUUCUCUUUUUCAUUAUUGUAGGACAAGCUUUUCUUCUUUUCUCUAAUUAUUACUAGUAUUUUCUUUUUCAACGUCGAUAUAUAUAAGUGUGGGUUGAGAUAUUAUUUCCAAGGA